UCGAGGUCCAACCAACAGGUUCAACUGUCCGGGUCGACCGGGGGUUCAAUUGAUAGCAUAAACAUUGAGCAGGAGGAGUGUGUUAGCCGUGCGCCGUAGGUUUUCGCGUCGAACUCGAAUCUCUCUCUCUCUCUCUGCCCGUUUCUCUUCAGCGUAAGGGCGGCUGUGCCUAUCCUUUCCUAAUUCCUUCCACAAAUCUUUCAGUUGUUCGAUUUAUAAUUAGGGUUUUUCUUCACUCCGUGUCUGUUUCCCGAUUAUCAGAGAGAGCAAAGCGGCAACAGAACACGGGGAGUAGGAGAGAAAAUUCGUCGCCGAGAAGAUGUCGGAUCGUCUGACGAGAAUCGCGAUUGUCACUCCCGAUCGCUGCAAGCCGAAAAAGUGCCGCCAGGAGUGUAAAAAGAGCUGUCCAGUUGUGAAAACUGGAAAGUUGUGUAUUGAGGUUGCUUCUUCAUCUAAGAUAGCAUUCAUCUCUGAGGAAUUGUGCAUUGGGUGCGGUAUCUGUGUUAAGAAAUGUCCGUUUGAGGCGAUUCAGAUCAUCAACCUGCCAAAGGAUUUGGAGAAAGAUACCACUCACCGUUAUGGGCCCAAUACCUUCAAACUGCACAGGCUACCAGUGCCCAGGCCCGGGCAGGUUCUCGGCUUGGUUGGAACCAAUGGUAUUGGGAAGUCAACAGCACUUAAGAUCCUGGCUGGAAAGCUGAAGCCGAAUCUGGGCCGUUUCAAUAACCCUCCAGAUUGGCAAGAAAUAUUGACUCACUUUAGAGGAUCUGAGCUCCAGAACUACUUCACUCGCAUUUUGGAAGAUAAUUUGAAGGCUAUCAUAAAACCUCAGUACGUUGACCACAUUCCGAAAGCAGUCCAAGGAAAUGUAGGACAGGUGCUUGAACAGAAAGAUGAGAGGGGAAUGAAAGCGGAGCUUUGUGCGGAUCUUGAGCUGAAUCAGGUUAUCGAUCGCAAUGUUGGGGAUUUAUCUGGUGGAGAGCUACAGAGAUUUGCAAUUGCUGUUGUUGCCAUACAGAGUGCAGAGAUUUACAUGUUUGAUGAACCUUCAAGUUAUCUUGAUGUCAAGCAGAGGCUCAAAGCUGCCCAAGUUGUUAGAUCUCUGCUCCGCGCAAACAGCUUUGUGAUUGUUGUGGAGCAUGACCUUAGUGUCCUGGACUAUUUGUCCGACUUCAUCUGCUGCUUGUAUGGAAAACCUGGUGCCUAUGGAGUUGUCACCUUGCCCUUCUCUGUUAGGGAAGGAAUCAAUAUAUUCCUGGCUGGAUUUGUUCCUACUGAAAACUUGAGAUUCCGGGACGAAUCUUUGACCUUCAAGGUAGCUGAGACUCCCCAGGAGAGUGCUGAAGAAGUUGAAACAUAUGCACGAUAUAAGUACCCAUCAAUGUCCAAAACCCAGGGCGGUUUCAGGCUCCGCGUUGUGGAGGGUGAAUUCACUGAUUCUCAGAUUAUUGUUAUGCUGGGAGAGAAUGGGACAGGAAAGACAACCUUUAUCCGGAUGCUGGCUGGUUUACUUAAACCUGAUGAUAUGGAAGCUUCAGAGGUGGAGAUACCGGAGUUUAAUGUUUCUUACAAGCCACAAAAGAUCAGUCCUAAGUUUCAAAAUACUGUGAGGCAUCUGCUACAUUCCAAGAUACGGGAUUCCUACAUGCAUCCACAGUUUGUUUCAGAUGUCAUGAAACCUCUGCUCAUUGAACAACUGAUGGACCAAGAAGUAGUGAAUCUCUCUGGAGGAGAAUUGCAAAGAGUUGCAUUAUGUCUCUGUCUUGGGAAGCCUGCGGACAUUUAUCUCAUCGAUGAGCCUAGCGCAUACCUCGAUUCUGAGCAGCGUAUUGUUGCUUCGAAAGUCAUAAAGAGGUUUAUCCUUCAUGCAAAGAAGACGGCAUUUGUUGUGGAACAUGAUUUUAUUAUGGCUACUUAUUUGGCCGACAGAGUCAUCGUUUAUGAGGGACGGCCAUCUGUGGAUUGUGUAGCCAAUUCACCCCAGUCAUUGCUGACCGGGAUGAACCUUUUCCUAUCUCAUUUGGAUAUCACAUUCCGUCGGGACCCUACGAAUUUCAGGCCUAGGAUCAACAAGCUGGACUCGACCAAAGACAGAGAACAGAAACAUGCUGGUUCAUAUUAUUACCUGGACGAUUGAUCACUGGACAUCUAUGCAUCUACCGGCUUGAGUGAGUCGAUAUCAUCGGUACUUUUUUAAGUGGUACCAAACUGCUUCAAACAUUAGCUUCAAAGCCCCUUAUUUUGAUUUGUUCUCCUCGUCAUCUCUCGUUGUCUGAUGAUGAAUUGCAAAUUUCAGGGCCUUUGAUUGGAGUGAUUGUGCGGCAGGACUAUUCGUUCGUGAUCAUAUAGUCAGAACUUGAAUCAUAGUCCUUGACUUGAUUCUCCUGUUGAAGAGUUUGCUGAGCGUUUCUGUUUUGAAGCUAUAAGUAAUCCAUAGUAGUGGCUGUGAUGGUGCUUGCUGCAACACCUAUUCUCUAGUAGCUUUGUUUCUUGUUCCUGCCAGUUUUGUUCAUUGACAGCAGUAGUAGGUGACUCAACCUUUUUGAUGCAAGUCGGAAUGUAACGUUAAGAGAGUUUUCGACCCUCCAUGUCAAGAGUGUCAUAUCUGAUUUAGGCGGCUUGUUAAUCACCAAAGCCUCAGUGAGUGCUGUCGAACGGCGUGUGUUUGUGUUGUUUUAUAGGCAGGGGCACGACGUUUUAGGAACUUGCUAGUUUCGUGCUCGGUUAUGCAGACUUUGAUGGAUUCUCGUUUUAAAGCAUGUUUUACAGGCAGGGGGUGUUUGUGUUGUUUUAUAGCAUGUUUGUUUCAUGUAGGGUUCCAAGUAUCCUAAUGCCCGUCAAGUGCAUUUUGCAAAGCAAUGUGCUACAUCAAUGAAUCAUACCACUACAG
Molecule: messenger RNA, 2890 nt
Organism: Linum trigynum
Lineage: Eukaryota; Viridiplantae; Streptophyta; Magnoliopsida; Malpighiales; Linaceae
Source: the annotation of a GenBank genome assembly